GGAGUAGGAAAAAGCAAUUGUUUUAAAAACAACGCACUUUGGAUUAGAGAAGUUGACUGAGCUUCUAAUAAUGAGAAGAUUGAGAUAAUUGAGGAUUUCAUUAGAAAAAAAAUGUGAAUUAGUGUUAAACAAGUAAAACAGUUCUGUUUAUUGUGGUGGCUGUUUAUUAUCAUUAAUUUAAUAGGAAUAAAUUCGAAUAAGAAAGACCCUACUUCAACCAACUAAAACUACAUACGACUAUGACUAUGACUAGGCCUACGUGCCAUUCAUUUAGGCGCUCAUGUAUGCAUUGAAUUAAUUUUUUUAAUUAGUCACAUUCAUCACAUUAGACAUUGUAUUGGUUUAAGUUUAAGAAAGAUGGCAAUCUCAAAUACAUGUGAAACAAAACUUAUACUCAUUGGCUUUAUUUUACAUUUAUAUUCAAGUGAAUUUGUUGUGUUAGCUGACGACAGUCUGAUAGUUGGUGGGUCUAUUAGAAACAUUCCAUCAGUUUUUCCCAGUCGGUUGCAAUGGCCAGGACUGCAUAGUCCGAGAAAGGCUUGGUGGGCCAAAGAAAUAACACCUGAUUUUCAUGUUUGUGGACGAUUGACAGAACGUCAAAUUAAAUAUGCAGCAGAGGCUGGAUUUAAAAGUGUUGUUUCAUUAUUUACCUAUCCUGAUGAAGAUAUUGAGGAUAAUUUUGGAGGUGUCCAUCUUCCCAACACUGCAGAAGAGCAAGAGAUAGUUGAAAAAAUAGCAGAACUUCAAUUCAUUGCCUUACUUGAUCCAAUGGAUGAAUGGGCAAGUUUGGAGACUAUAGAAAAAUUUACUGCCAUUGUUCCUCAUAUAAAAACACCAUCCUUGCUUCAUUGUGACAGAGGUAGAACUAUUGCUUUUGUUAUUUUACUCUACAUGGCCAAUCAGACAAGAAAUAAUAAAGAUUUUCAGCCUCGGAUCCACUCUAAAGAAUUUUUUGAAAUAACUGCAGCCAUGGGAUUAGAUUUUUUUUCUCGCCUACCACUUGAAGUUGUUGCGGAAGUAACUGGUGAACCAUUAGCGACCCUAGAUAAUAAACAGGUGCCAAGAGCUAACAAUGGGCCUAAUGACUGGUUGGACUACUGGGUUGCUCAUCCUGUUUAUUUGAACUGGUUCACCGCUGGACAGAUUUACAAAUCACACGUUUUACUCCUGAAAGAAUUUGAGUAUAAAAGUGUUAUCAAUCUCAGGCCAGGUGUAACAGAAAAUGGAGUUCCAAGUCAAGAAGAGGUCAAUUUGUUAAAUGUUAAAAGCUACACAGGAACCUAUGGGAAUUCUCAUUCCAAGCCAAGGCAGUCUGAUGAACGUUUACGUGAAACUCUUGUAAAACCAAAUCGCCCCAAUAUUUUUAUCAGUAAUACAUCACAAGUAAAUUAUGAACGACGUAAUGAAGAAGAAUUUGGAGAUGAAAUUGGAUACAACUCUGAACUUGAGAAAGAAGCUUUUGAGAAAUCAGGGCUGAGCUACUUCCAUUUGCCUUUUCGAUAUGAUGGUAUGAAUUUUAUGAAUUACUCAUCUAGGUAGACUUGAGGGGCAUGCUGUUAAAGGGAUGAUAAGAUUUUUGUUAGCAUUGUUGGGGCACUCCAUGACCACUUGUCUUAUUCUGAAUUACCUGAUAAGGGAUCUAUUCUUGUCAUACACACUAUGUCAUCCUGAUUUAACUAAUAAUAUUAAAUUUGAUACAUACUAAGGCUACACCAUUUUUAUGCAUAUAUCAUAUUUUUAUUUAAUUUAUUAAAACUUACUGAAUGUUGUUCACUUUCAACUUAAAUGUUUCCUCCCCACCUGUCCAGUUUUUACAAACCCCUUAAGAACACAACCCUCUGGAUAUCUUUGUUUGUUUAUUUAUUUAAUAUUUCAGUGCAGCUGACUGCUUUUGAAGAUUUCUUUAGAGAACAUAAAGACACACUGUUAGAUAUUGGCAAGAAAGGUCCUGUCUUGGUGCAUUGUGCAAUAGGACUGAGAGCAGGUAGUUUGAUUUAUUUGUAAUAAUUUACAUUUAGUAAGUUCACAGGUGAGUGAUCAGCGGGUAAGUGCAACUCAGUCGAGAAGUAUAGCAGAUGAGGGGGAUUUCUAUACGGUAAUAAUAUUGUACCACUGCUUCGUCAACUAUUUCUUAUUUGUAUGAUUUUUAGGGAAAAAUAGAAAUUAUGCACCAUUAUUAAGUGAUAUGCCUUAUGUGCAGUGUCUGGACACACAAUCUCUCUUUGAGGCAAACACUUAUAAAACCUGAUGUUAAAUGAGAAAUGUUGUUAUCCGCAUUUGUUAAGUCUCGUGAGACUCAGAGGGCUGUGUAAGGAAAUCUCAAGAGACUUGGAGGGCAGGAUAGAUUUAUCCUAAAAUAAAGGUCGCUUUUAUCUGUGAUCAGAAUAUCUAAAAAUUGUAUGGCUCACUUUUAUUUCCAUGUCGAAAUUUAGUGUGAAGAAAGAAAUCAUAGCUUUUCUGACAAAGAUUACAUUAAUUUAACAGAAAUUGGAAAUUAAAUAUCUGGAGCACUUUUAAAUUCUACAAUCAUCUUUUUCAAAUGAGUGACAAGCAUGAAGCUGGUUUUCUCUGACAUGAGGCUCAACCCACUGGGGCUCUAGUAAACAUGUCUAGUGGCAUGCUGAUUAAGAGGUGGUGCCACCGACCACUCUGGCAUCACUGGGGGGGGCAAAGCACACAAUUUAGUGUACCUGCAUUUGGAGACAAGGGUCUUGCAUGGUAUCUGUGUUAGAAGAAAGAGCACAGCUGUAUGGUACCUCCCACUACAGUUGAAAAUAAUGACAGAAUCAUGUCACUAUCAUACAGCCCUUGAGGGGACUGUUCCUAGGCAACUGUUUCAUCCCAGCUACUCAGUGAAUUAUUCAUGAGGUAGAAACCAUUUGUAGAAACCCUAUUAGAUGUCGUCAGACGCAACUUUCGCACAAAUGAGCAAUCUGACAGAAGUGAGGUUGGUUAAUUCUGGAUAUUUGGCUUUUAUUUAUUUUUUUUUUUAAAUCACAGAACUGAUGAUGAUUGGGGCCAUUAGAGCAGAUAAAGCUCACUUUUGAAACCACUGACUUCUUGACAAAGGAUAUUAGCAAUUAUUUUUCCCACAUUACAUGCUUAUGAAUUAUGCAAUGAAGAACCAUAGCCUUGGCACAGCCAACACUUAAUACAGCCUUCUUAAUUUGAUCCAAUUAACCUUUACCACACAUGAUAUACCACCACUUGUUGUGAGGUAAUUGAAGUUUUUUCCAAUCCAAAUUUGUCUACCUCAUUGAAAAUGUCACCCCCUUGUUGUUGAAUGCAUACUAUGCACAGACAGUAAAUCUUCGGUGAUCUCAAAAAUCACUAUAGACUGCGGGACGGAUAAACCCCAUCGUGGGCCAAAUCUAGGCCAGCGAGCCGUAAUUUGCAAACCCCUGCACUAUACUGUUGUCUCUGCCUCUGUAUUACUCUUAUACUGGUGUUGACAAUGCCAUAGAGUGAUAAAGACGAUCUGAGGCUGAAUUAACUUUACGUAAAAUUUAUAUCUGAUUUCUUUAAAACUUUUCAGCUAUGGUUGCAGUAUUGACGGCUGCAUUACAGUACAACCUGUCCUUUGACUGGGCCCUUCAGCGUGUAAAGGAGUUGGGUUUUGGCUUAUCUGAAGAGACUUAUCCUGAUGUGUACAAAGUCUACAAGGACUACCUGCUUUCUGAUGUAAGGGUAGAAUUGUAAUAUAAUUAUAAAUUUAUUGGCAUAACAUCAAUGACUUAAGGAAGAAUGGAAGAAGCUUCUAAUUUUAGUUUAAACCUGGCAAGGAAGAAAAAUAAAAAUGUUUGUACUAGUUCGUUGGAUCCUUAACUUUGUUUUUAAUAAGUAAAUGGUUUUGUAUGGGAAUUUUAAAAAAAUUCUUGAAAUCAUAAUUUUAAGAAAUAUAUUUGUUUUAUAUUAUUAUGAUAUUUGAGUAGGCAAAGUCUAUGCUUUCACACCUUUGUGAAUGCUUAUUUCACAGACGUAGUCUUAGUACCUAUAAAUACUAAACAAUUUUUCAUUUGUGUUGGGAAAUUAACAAUCCGUUGUCUGUAUAGUUGAAUGAAACGGAAAAGUUUUCUUGCAAAAUAGAUAACAGCGAUUUACAUUCUGAAACUGUCAAAAUUAUACUAUUAUUUUUAAAUGUUUGUACUGCCUGACCUUCAAUUGCAUGAGUGUUAGUCUAAAUAUAUUAUUGCAGUUUUUGUUGAAGCAUUUUUAUUGGAUUAUAUAACUAUUAAGUUUUAGAGAUAACAUGAUUGUUGACCCUUUUAAAUGUUUUGAAUAAUUUGGAUACAGAAUACAGUGAGAAAAAAAUAUUUGAAGGUGGAAUGGUUUUUUUUUUUUUGUGAAUGGAACUGGUUUAGAUUAGCAAAGUUUAUAUGGAACUGGUUUAGAUUAUUAAAGUUUAUAUGGAACUGGUUUAGAUUAGCAAAGUUUAUAAAAAGAUAACAUUUGCAUGUUUGGUCAAUCCUGAGCUUGACUGGCCUGCACUUUUAACUUACCUGUAAGUCUAAAAAUGUGUCUCAAGUCUACAGUGUAAAACACCAAGUUCUAAAACUGAUUUUAAUUGAUUUCUAUUUUUUUUUAAAUGGUAACCUUACAGUUCAUGUUAAUUAUGAAUGAAGGAAUGUGAAUAUUGAAGUUACUGGGUAGAGACUUAAUGUUAAGAAGGAAAUGUUGGCUUUUUUAUUUUCUCAUGCCUUGCCAAAAAUAAUGAAGAAAUUAAUUACAUUUUAACAAUUAAAAAAGAUCUUCUUGAAAAUUCUGCCUUGACCCUGGUACAGUAUUUUAAGUUAUUUAUGAAGCUAUUUCACUUGUCAUGUUGAUUUUACAGGGUAGUUUCCCUUAUUUUCCAGAUCUUGCACAGAAUUUUAAAUUUUUAAAUAUUUUUUAAUCUAAUACAACACUUUAUUUUCUUGAUUACAUUUAUAAAAUAAUUUUAGCUUGUACCAAACAAAUUAUACAAUGAAAAGGAAAAACAAAAUGUUGUAUUUUUGUGUGAUUAUAGUAUUCAGGAAUGUAUAUUGUAUCUGAUAUGUUGUUUAUGUGACAAUCUAAUGUGUGCAUAAGGUUAUGACAUAAUUUUGCAUUGAUAGGAAAUUGCAUCUAUUGGCUGUAACCAGGUGUAGAGAAAAAUAAUAAUAUUUCAGAAGCGGGCAUUGUUUAUUUGAACUGAAAUUUAUAAAUGCAUGCACCAUUUAAGAAUGUGCAUGCACAUUGGUGGCCAGACAUGUAAAGUUUGCCCUUGGGAAUGUAAUGCUUUGAUGACAUUAGUUUCUUAUCAGAGAGAAGAAGAGCCUCAACUUACCUGUGUUAAGCUGACUUUGCUAUCAAUAUAAGUUUUCUAAGUAUUUUAGGUAACGGUGAACUAUAUUUAGUUUUUAAUGCACCUGUCUGGUUUCAGCAUUGAAAGCUUCAAAAUUCUAAAGGGACAUAACUAUUUCUUGCUAACAAAUAUUGCAUUCUCCACAAGAGUUUGUAACUAUUUUAGAAUUAAGAAAAGUGAUUGGAAUGUUACAUACCAAGUGGUGCUUCUGUUAAUGUGCUUGUGAAAUGCUCAACUUUGUAAUAUUAUCAUCUGUGCUUUAAAUUAAAUGAAGACAUAUCAAUGUUUAAUACAUAUUACUAUUAUCAGGUCUCCUCAAGCCUUUAUUUUGUAACUAUUGAACAAAUGAUAAACAUAUGUCAGUACAUGUACUUAUAUUUUUAUUUAAGCUCAAGUAUGUAAUUGCUCACUUUCAUUUAUGGUAAUUCUUUUAUCAUAAUAUCAUCAAAAACUCUUACUGUAUACUUGCUUCAAGGCUCUGACUAUUGCAGAACAUUAGAUUAGAGAAAUUAUUUUAAAUGUAUAAAUUGAGAAAUAUAUAUUUAAAUAAAGCACUGUGAUAGGGUAUGAGAGACAUUCUAUAAAUAAGAAGCUUUAUUUUCUUGAACCUAAUUUCUUGUCAGUUUGAUAAUCAGUCAAUAUCUAUAGGAUUGAUUUUUCAUUUUUUAUUCGGUUUGCAUUUUAUUAAAUGUGGUUGGCAGAUGCAACUAUUUUUUUGGUAUUUUCAUUUUAACAUUUUGUAAAUAAAUAAAGAAAUCAAUUGAAAGGGGAAAAAAAGAAGCGAAAAUUAAAUAUUUUCAUAGCAUCAUACUUGUAAUAUCUACUUGCAUAAAUUUAUAAAAGCAUAUUUUUACAUUCUUGCUAAUUAACCUUUUAUUGUAGAUUGAUGAAAUUGAGUUGUUGAUGUCUUGAGUUGUUGAUGCCUUGUAUAAUUAUUUCAUGUUAAGUCAUGAAGUAUGUAUGCCACCUUUGUCAAUUUAUUGGAAAGGAAUAAAUACAAAUAAUCCUAUUUUUAAACAAUGGAAGAUUGUUUAAAUGGAUUGGUUAAUUAAAGAAAGAUAAUUUUACCUUACUAAAAUAAUUACUUGCCAGUACAAUGAGUUGUGUAACCUUUUUUUUUUUAAAUGUACAAAAUGAGUUAUUCAUGCCCAUAUAUAGAGCUUGUCCUUUCUUUUUUUCUUCCUCAAAACCAAUGAUUAAUUUAAAGACGUUUCCUUUAUUUUAAAAUUUAAUUUGAGGCCAUGACUUUUUGUUAUCAAUGACAUUUUAAAACUGAUUGUGAGAGAAUUAGAGAAUUUAUAUUAUCAUGAACUGAAAUAGAGAACUUUUUUUUACCCCUGAAAAUGUAUUCAUGACCACCUGUACCACUGACUAUUGAGGCAUAUCACUUUUAUUGUUUCACAGUGAACAAUACCCCAUGUCCCAUAUUGGUGAUGGGACAUUUUAAAUUAAUUUACGUAGCACUUGUUGAAGUUCAUGUACCUUCUAAGAGUCUAUUUACCACUUCUUAAGAACCGCUAUAUUAAGGAACAUCAUUACAGGCCAUCAUACUGCAUGAGGCUUUUAAAAUAACCUGAAAAACCUUGGUUUACAAACUUGAACAGAAAGCCAUUCUGAGAAGUGAGCCAUGGAUUUUUUCCUAACUCUUAAUCAACAUAAAAAAGCCAUUUUUGUUAAUGCUUCCUUAACCCCCAAUGACAUCUUAUGUUAACCUGUGUACUUACCUACGUGAUUGUUAACAGCAUAAAUAAAUUAUAACAUGCUUUAAAAAUUAACAUAAUUUAACUUUAUUUAACUUGACUUGGAAAGUAGAAGAUGAAGAAGGACGAAUGUGAAGACAUGUUUUUGCUUGGAAGAGUCACCUCCCAUAUUGUCAGUUUUGAAAAAAUCUGCCCUUUUUGUAACUUGGAAUCAUUGUCAGCUGGUCAUUGCCUAAUGUCAGCCGUUUAACAAAAGCCAAUGUCAGCUGUUCAUAAGCCAAUGUCAGCUGUUUGUAGCCCAAUGUCAGCUGUUCGUAGCCCAAUGUCAGCUGUCCAUAGCCCAAAUUUUUUGUGUGCUCUCAAAACAAUAGUUGGUUGUUUUAAAAAAAUCUUUAAAAUAAAGAUUAAGGGCGUCUCUAAUUAGUUUGAAUGCAUGUUGUCAUCUAUUUUAAGAGACAAAUAAUUAGAUAAAAAUGAAGCGUGUAUUGUCUUGAAGUGUUAUUAUUUAUAUUAUUUUUUUAGUUUGCAUGAAUGCAUUUUAUGGAUACAAGAAAGGGGCACUUUUCAUCUUUAAAACUCUUCUUUUAUUAAGUUAAAGAGAUCUGAGUUUUUAUAAUUGG
Molecule: messenger RNA, 7643 nt
Organism: Lymnaea stagnalis (great pond snail)
Lineage: Eukaryota; Metazoa; Mollusca; Gastropoda; Lymnaeidae
Source: the annotation of a GenBank genome assembly